This is a messenger RNA of Ilex paraguariensis (yerba mate), 3312 nucleotides long. The record is from the annotation of a GenBank genome assembly. Lineage: Eukaryota; Viridiplantae; Streptophyta; Magnoliopsida; Aquifoliales; Aquifoliaceae.
AUGGGAGUUCCAGCAUUUUAUCGGUGGUUAGCGGAGAAGUAUCCGAUGGUGGUGGUGGAUGUGAUCGAGGAAGAGCCAGUUGUCAUCGAAGGCGUUGAGAUACCGGUUGAUACAAGUAAACCUAACCCUAACGACAUCGAAUUCGACAACCUGUAUCUCGACAUGAACGGGAUUAUUCAUCCUUGUUUUCACCCCGAAGAUCGGCCUUCGCCAACCACUUUUGAGGAUGUAUUUCAGUGCAUGUUUGACUACAUAGAUAGGCUUUUUGUGAUGGUUCGGCCCCGGAAGGUGCUAUACAUGGCUAUUGAUGGUGUUGCCCCACGGGCUAAAAUGAAUCAGCAGCGGUCUAGGCGUUUUAGAGCAGCCAAAGAUGCAGCUGAUGCUGCAGCCGAGGAGGAAAGGUUGCGGGAGGAGUUUGAGAGGGAGGGAAGAAAGCUUCCUCCUAAACAGGAAUCACAAGUUUUCGAUUCCAAUGUCAUCACUCCUGGAACUGAAUUUAUGGCUGUCUUGUCAAUUGCUCUGCAAUACUACAUUCACCUGAGGCUAAACAAUGACCCUGGAUGGAAAAAUAUUAAGGUUAUCCUUUCUGAUGCAAAUGCUCCUGGUGAAGGGGAACACAAAAUUAUGUCAUAUAUACGGCUGCAAAGGAAUAUGGCAGGUUAUGAUCCGAAUACGCACCAUUGUCUGUAUGGUUUGGAUGCAGAUCUAAUUAUGUUGGCUUUGGCUACUCACGAAGUUCAUUUUUCAAUACUUAGGGAGGUGGUGUUUACUCCUGGACAACAAAACAAAUGUUUCCUCUGUGGUCAAUUGGGUCAUUUAGCAGCAGAUUGUGAAGGGAAGGCAAAGAGAAAAGCAGGGGAAUUCGAUGAGAAAGGCGAUGGUGAUGUGGUUAAAAAGCCUUACCAAUUUGUCAACAUAUGGACUCUGAGAGAAUACUUGGAAUAUGAGAUGAGAAUUCCCAACCUUCCUUUCAAGAUUGAUUUCGAGUGCAUCGUUGAUGACUUUAUCUUCAUGUGUUUCUUUGUCGGCAACGAUUUUUUGCCACAUAUGCCCACAUUAGAGAUUCGUGAGGGUGCAAUUAACUUGUUGUUGGCCAUAUAUAAGAAAGAAUUUAAAGCUUUGGGUGGGUAUUUGACCAAUGCAAGCAAGCCAAAUCUGAGCAGGGUAGAACAUUUCAUUCAAGCUGUGGGAUCGUAUGAAGAUAAAAUAUUCCAGAAAAGAGGUCGUUUGCAUCAGAGACAAGCUGAAAGAAUUAAGCGUGACAAGGCUCAGGCUCAGGCAAAAAGAGGAGAUGAUGCAGAACCUCAAGUUAAACCUGACUCUCUAGUUGCAAUUGCCCGGUUUCAUGGUUCGCGUCUUGCUUCAGGUCCUUCACAUUCACCAUAUCAACGGACACAAUCAGUUCUUGACAUUCAGAGCAAGCAUUCUGAGACAUCUGGUGAUAAACAAACCUAUAUGCGGGCCAAAAAAGUUGCAUGUUUAUCUUCUGGUGCCUCUAUUGGUGCUGCCAUUGUUGAGGCUGAGACGAGUCUUGAAAUAGAAGAACGGGACAACAAAGAGGAAUUGAAAACAAAGCUGAAAGAUUUACUUCGUGAAAAGUCUGAUGCUUUUAAUUCUGAAAAUCCGGAGGAAGACAAGAUCAAGCUGGGAGAGCCAGGCUGGAAAGAAAGGUAUUACGAGGAAAAGUUUUUUGCAAAGACUCCUGAGGAACUUGAAACGAUACGGAAAGAUGUUGUUUUGAGAUACACAGAAGGUCUAUGCUGGGUUAUGCAUUAUUACUAUGAAGGAGUUUGUUCCUGGCAGUGGUUUUAUCCUUACCAUUAUGCGCCAUUUGCAUCUGAUCUCAAGGAUCUUGGGCAGCUGGAUAUAAGUUUUGAACUAGGUUCUCCGUUCAAACCUUUCAAUCAGUUAUUGGGGGUUUUUCCUGCUGCCAGUUCCCAUGCACUCCCUGUGCAAUAUAGGAAAUUGAUGACAGAUCCAACCUCGCCUAUUAUUGAUUUUUAUCCAACUGAUUUUGAAGUGGACAUGAAUGGCAAGCGAUAUUCUUGGCAGGGUAUCGCCAAAUUGCCUUUCAUUGAUGAAAUCCGCCUUCUUACUGAGGUUGCAAAAAUGGAACAUACUUUAACGGAGGAAGAAACACGAAGAAACAGCAUUAUGUUUGACAUGCUUUUUGUGUCAGUAUCUCACCCUCUGUCUCCGUACAUAUUUUCUCUUGACGAUCAUUGUAAGCAGUUGACAGAAAAAGAACGAGUUGAUUUCAAGGAGCAACUUGAUCCUAGUGCCAGUGGUGGGAUGUGUGGUUAUAUAUCCCUUUGCGCUGGGGAUCCUUGCCCUCCAAUUUUUCGAUCACCUGUUACUGGAAUGGAAGAUAUUAUGGACAAUCAAGUCAUAUGUGCCAUAUACAGACUUCCGGAUGCUCAUAAACACAUCACUCGACCACCUUCCGGGGUUAUAUUUCCAAAGAAGACGGUCACCUUGGGGGAUAUAAAACCCGAACCUGUUUUGUGGCAUGAGGAUUCUGGGAAGAAGCCAUGGGAAAACGGAAGGCAUAACCCCCCUGGAAUGUCGUCUGGCAGGCAGCUUGGGCCAGCAGCACAUCGGUUUGUGGCUAAUAGUUUACGGUCAAACGCUGAUAAAAAUAGUAAUGGUGGACAAAUGUAUGCACCGCCCCCAUCAUAUGCUGGUACACAUGGCCCGCCUUUCCCCUCUUACCAGAGUAAUAGUUAUCACGAUCAGGAACAGAACAGAAUGGUUCGGGCUAGAUCAGGAUAUCCCGCUCAAAGCUCCGAAGGUUACCCCGGGUCAUCAAACCCCUAUACUGUUCGGAAUCAGUUUGACAAUACUUAUGGUCACCCGCGUGCUUCUCCAGUUGCACAGAGUCCUUUCAAUAGGUCCCAUCCUUGGGACAAAAGGAGCAACCAGUUUACUACUGAAAGCAGAGAAUAUCCCGCCGCACAUGGAUACUACCCACCUGGGUUGCACCAAGAUGGACAUAGCUACACUCUGAAUGAGCCCUCUCAGCAUUUGGUGCAAGCUCCCAUUCCGUCUGGUACCCAUUUUCGUGAGCCAGGUGGAUACAACGGCUAUGGGGGCUACCAAUCAUAUGGGGAUGCUAGUUAUCAUCAACGGGGUGGUAGCUGGACCUCUCGGGGAAACCAAAGCAGUGGUAGAGGGUAUACUCACCCUCAACAACAGUCGGGUAACCAAUUCUCAGCGUUAAACCGGGGAGCAAGUAGAAGGCCACCACCUCCACCUCCUGGGUAUAGGCGCUAGAGGUACUAUAAAACCUCCCCCCCCCCCCCCCCCCCCCCC